This is a messenger RNA of Leptosia nina, 942 nucleotides long. The record is from the annotation of a GenBank genome assembly. Lineage: Eukaryota; Metazoa; Arthropoda; Insecta; Lepidoptera; Pieridae.
AUGGUUCGCCUUAGCACGAUAGAAAAGUCGUUAAAAACGUGCGAAUCGCUGCCGUUCGACGCGCUCGCUUCGAGCCAAGUCAUCCCGGAGCUGAAGUUCUUCGAAUUCACGAAAUCCGGCAAAAGAAAGUUCUCCCUGACGAAAGCGCACACUCGAUCCUUCGCCCCCGACUCGCAGCUGCUCGUGUACAUACCGGGCUGGUGGAACACGCCGACCGACGAAUCCUCCGAGGCUUUAGUUAGGGCGCUGCUCGGCGACAACCCCUCAGUUCUCAUCCUCGACACGAGGGAGUCGUUCUCUCGCGGCUACGUCUCCUCGGCCCUGCAGGUCAGCGGCCUCGCCUAUACCCUGUUCUCCUUUAUCAAGAACUUGAGCCUGACUGGCUUUCCCGUGACGAGAAUACACUUGAUAGGGUUCAGUCUGGGCGCUCACGUCGCCGGUAUCGCCGGGAGGCUGGUCAAAAAGAAGCUGAACAGAAGCCUGCAAAAGAUAACUGCGUUGGAUCCGGCGCGACCCUGCUUCUUGAAGCCUUCGAGUUAUAGGCUAAAGAGGGACGACGCUAGCUUCGUGUACGUCCUUCACACCAGCUCCGGCGUGGUCGGCCUAGAGCAGCCCCUCGGGCACGUGGACGUCUACGCCAACGGCGUCGACUCCGCCCAGCCCGAGUGCAAGGACAGGGCCGUCAGCGUGGAGUGCGACCACGCGCAGGCGUGGAAGCUCUUCUCCGCUUCGGUCGGCAACGACAGCCUCCUCGUCGGCGCACAUUGUGCCACUUGGGAGGAGCUCGAGGGCAAAAGGUGUAGCGGCGAUAGAGUCAACGUCGGGUACAGGUGCUCACCGCAAACAAGGGGCCUCUACGUCUACACCUCGCAAGCGAACAACCAUCUUAGGACCCUCAGAGUUUUCAACCCCUUCGAUAUCAGAACUUGGUUCCACGGAUAA